Molecule: messenger RNA, 2283 nt
Organism: Aphanomyces astaci
Lineage: Eukaryota; Oomycota; Saprolegniomycetes; Saprolegniales; Verrucalvaceae
Product: tubulin alpha chain
Exons: 2
Coding region: 1-2283 (760 amino acids)
Biological process (GO): microtubule cytoskeleton organization; mitotic cell cycle
Cellular component (GO): cytoplasm; microtubule
Molecular function (GO): structural constituent of cytoskeleton; GTP binding
Source: RefSeq, a predicted model, not a curated record
AUGCGUGAGAUCCUGUCCAUCCAUCUCGGCCAAGGCGGCGUCCAGCUCGGGAACUCUUGCUGGGAACUUUACUGCCUCGAACAUGGCAUCCAACCCGAUGGGCAAAUGCCCGCCGACGAAACCAUCGGCCUCGGCAACGAUUCGUUCACGACGUUCUUCACCGAGACCGGCGCGGGCAAGUAUGUGCCCCGAGCGGUGUUUGUGGAUUUGGAACCGAGCGUGUGCGACGAAAUCCGCACCGGCACGUACCGUCAAUUGUACCACCCCGAACAAAUCAUUUCCGGCAAGGAAGACGCGGCAAACAACUACGCUCGCGGUCAUUACACCAUCGGCAAGGAAGUCGUCGAUGUCGUGUUGGACCGCAUCCGCAAGCUCGCCGACAACUGCACGGGUCUGCAAGGGUUUAUGAUCUUCAACGCCGUGGGCGGCGGCACCGGCUCCGGGUUGGGCAGUUUGCUCUUGGAGCGCUUGUCUGUCGACUACGGCCGCAAGUCCAAGCUCGGGUUCACCAUCUACCCGUCCCCCCAGGUGUCGACUGCUGUCGUGGAACCGUACAACUCGGUGCUAGCGACCCACGGACUCUUGGAGCACACGGAUGUAGCGAUCAUGUUGGACAACGAAGCCAUCUAUGACAUUUGCAAGCGCUCCUUGGACAUUGACCGCCCUAGCUACACCAACUUGAACCGUUUGAUCGCGCAAGUGAUCUCGUCAUUGACGACGUCGCUCCGCUUCGACGGGUCGCUCAACGUGGACGUGACCGAGUUCCAGACCAACUUGGUGCCGUACCCGCGCAUCCACUUUAUGCUGUCGUCGUACGCGCCGGUGAUCUCGGCCGAGAAGGCGUACCACGAGCAGUUGUCGGUGGCGGAGAUCACCAACAGCUGCUUCGAGCCGGCGUCCAUGAUGGCCAAGUGCGACCCGCGCCACGGUAAGUACAUGGCGGCGUGCCUCAUGUACCGCGGCGACGUGGUGCCCAAGGACGUGAACGCGGCCGUGGCGACCAUCAAGACGAAGCGCACGAUCCAGUUUGUGGACUGGUGCCCCACGGGGUUCAAGUGCGGGAUCAACUACCAGCCGCCGACGACCGGCGCGGGCAAGUAUGUGCCCCGAGCGGUGUUUGUGGAUUUGGAACCGAGCGUGUGCGACGAAAUCCGCACCGGCACGUACCGUCAAUUGUACCACCCCGAACAAAUCAUUUCCGGCAAGGAAGACGCGGCAAACAACUACGCUCGCGGUCAUUACACCAUCGGCAAGGAAGUCGUCGAUGUCGUGUUGGACCGCAUCCGCAAGCUCGCCGACAACUGCACGGGUCUGCAAGGGUUUAUGAUCUUCAACGCCGUGGGCGGCGGCACCGGCUCCGGGUUGGGCAGUUUGCUCUUGGAGCGCUUGUCUGUCGACUACGGCCGCAAGUCCAAGCUCGGGUUCACCAUCUACCCGUCCCCCCAGGUGUCGACUGCUGUCGUGGAACCGUACAACUCGGUGCUAGCGACCCACGGACUCUUGGAGCACACGGAUGUAGCGAUCAUGUUGGACAACGAAGCCAUCUAUGACAUUUGCAAGCGCUCCUUGGACAUUGACCGCCCUAGCUACACCAACUUGAACCGUUUGAUCGCGCAAGUGAUCUCGUCAUUGACGACGUCGCUCCGCUUCGACGGGUCGCUCAACGUGGACGUGACCGAGUUCCAGACCAACUUGGUGCCGUACCCGCGCAUCCACUUUAUGCUGUCGUCGUACGCGCCGGUGAUCUCGGCCGAGAAGGCGUACCACGAGCAGUUGUCGGUGGCGGAGAUCACCAACAGCUGCUUCGAGCCGGCGUCCAUGAUGGCCAAGUGCGACCCGCGCCACGGUAAGUACAUGGCGGCGUGCCUCAUGUACCGCGGCGACGUGGUGCCCAAGGACGUGAACGCGGCCGUGGCGACCAUCAAGACGAAGCGCACGAUCCAGUUUGUGGACUGGUGCCCCACGGGGUUCAAGUGCGGGAUCAACUACCAGCCGCCGACGGUCGUGCCCGGCGGCGACUUGGCCCGUGUCCAGCGCGCGGUGGCCAUGAUCUCCAACACGAGCGCGAUCGCCGAAGUGUUUUCGCGCAUCGACCACAAGUUCGACUUGAUGUACGCCAAGCGCGCGUUCGUGCACUGGUAUGUGGGCGAAGGCAUGGAAGAAGGCGAGUUUUCCGAAGCGCGUGAAGACUUGGCCGCGUUGGAGAAGGAUUACGAAGAAGUGAGCGCCGAAACGCAAGAAGGCGAUGGCGAAGACGACAUGGAGUAUGGCGAAGAGUACUAG